UUUGCGUAAUAAGGCAAUGUAAGGAGGAUCUCUCGCUCGGGGUCGCUCGUGUGCGUGUUCGAUCGUCGAUCGUACAGGGCCGAAGAACGGAACUUGUCUUAAUAAAGUGAAAGUUGAAGUUUGAUUAAUCUUGAAGACUGGACCACUGAAAUCAGUGACGUAACAAAAUGGGCGGCGCUAGUUCCACAACAGUUCAGGCAUCCACCACCCUUGCCACAACCAUCAUACCAUCACCCACAUCGACAGAAGAUAACCCCGCAACUACCAGAGUAACCUCGAGUACAUCGCCCCCGAAAGAAUGCCCCAUGCACUCUAGUCGAAAAGACGAGCAGUUAGACAUUCGGAAAAUGGCUAAGACUGGACAGAUACCCAGCGGAUGUCCAAUGCACAAGAAGGAAGGGGCUGAAGUGAUGACCACGGGGGCAGCGGUCAGCGAGUGUCCAAUGACAGGCGCUUCAUCCCCUGCACUGAUGACCGACAGCAGAACUGAUGACAUCGACCCACUGAACAUGAUGCCGCCCCCAAACCAAAGACCCGCCCCCGACCAGCCCUUCUCCCUCUCCACCGACCGACAAGUCUCCAACAUCCCUAAGGGCAACAAGGACGGGGAGCACUGGGUCUACCCCUCGGAGCAGAUGUUCUGGAACGCCAUGCUGCGGAAAGGCUGGCGCUGGCAGCCGGACGACAUUUCGCAGGGCGACAUGCACAACAUCAUCAAGAUCCACAACGCCAACAACGAGCAAGCCUGGCAGGAGGUGCUCAAGUGGGAAGCGCUGCACGCCAAGGAGUGCGGCGACCCCAAGUUACAAAGCUUUGGAGGAAAGUACACUGCCCUUUCACCAAGAGCCAAGUACAGAAUGUGGCUCGGUUACGAACGCCCAUUUGACCGCCAUGACUGGAUCGUUGAUCGGUGCGGCAAGAAGGUCCGCUACAUCAUUGACUACUACGACAGCGGCGUGGUGGACACAGACACCUACAAGUUUGCCCUGUUAGACGUGAGGCCGGCACUAGACUCGCCCGGUGCCGUUUGGGACCGCAUGAAGGUGGCUUACUGGAGGUGGAUGUACGAUGCAAAAGAUGAUGGAGUUUAGUUAAUACACUGCUGUCAUUAAGUUUGGAAUGAUUUAAGUUAUUUGCAAGUUUCGAAUUGGGGAUUUGAAAUGGAGGUUGCUUGUCCAAUCAGACUUUAUAAGUAUGUUCGGUUUCACAUGUUUUUUAUUUAAUGUUAACAAGUUAAUGCACCCCUCGCUCUAUGUUUAAGAAUGAGAAUACAUGUAGGACAAAGAAGUUUUAUUGAGGCAUUCGCAAUUUCCCUUACAAUAUGAACCUGUUUUUUUUUAGCUGUCUCAUAUUUAUUCGUUUUACAGGUUGAUGAUUUCCAUGAUUUUCAUUUCCAUGUUUAUCAGAAAGUGUCUUUGUUAUUAUCAUUAGAAAUCUCCAAUUAUUAUCUUUCAUCAAUGAGUGUAAAUAGGAAAUUCAAUUUUCCAUUUUUUGUUUUCAAAUUGUUUGAUUUUGGUUUUUUUAACACUAAAAUAUUACUUUUAGUUUAUUAUGCCAUUUCCAGACUUUGUUUUAAAUUGACAAUAUCAUCCCUAGUUACUACCAGUA
This is a messenger RNA of Patiria miniata (bat star), 1608 nucleotides long. It is a transcript of the gene hccs, whose product is annotated as cytochrome c-type heme lyase-like. Gene Ontology annotation, cellular component: mitochondrion. NCBI's taxonomy places the organism in Eukaryota, Metazoa, Echinodermata, Asteroidea, Valvatida, Asterinidae. Gene Ontology annotation, molecular function: holocytochrome-c synthase activity. The record is from RefSeq and is a predicted model, not a curated record. The coding region runs from base 168 to 1091 and encodes 307 amino acids. Gene Ontology annotation, biological process: cytochrome c-heme linkage. The transcript is spliced from 5 exons.